This is a messenger RNA of Sugiyamaella lignohabitans, 3237 nucleotides long. It is a transcript of the gene ENA5, whose product is annotated as putative Na(+)-exporting P-type ATPase ENA5. Gene Ontology annotation, cellular component: plasma membrane. The transcript has a single exon. The coding region runs from base 1 to 3237 and encodes 1078 amino acids. NCBI's taxonomy places the organism in Eukaryota, Fungi, Ascomycota, Dipodascomycetes, Dipodascales, Trichomonascaceae. The record is from RefSeq and is a predicted model, not a curated record. Gene Ontology annotation, molecular function: ATP hydrolysis activity; P-type calcium transporter activity; ATP binding. Gene Ontology annotation, biological process: intracellular calcium ion homeostasis; calcium ion transmembrane transport.
AUGAUUCCACUAGACAAAAAGAUUUCAAGUACUUGGGCAUCUUCAAGAACGACAUCUUCAUCGUUAACUGCUAACAGCUCCAAACGUAGAUCUUCCACUCUAGGGUCCGAUUGCCAAUCCCCUUUUACUCCUUGGACAUUAACUGUAGAAGAAGUGUCUAGGGUACUCACAACUGAUACAAAUAGCGGGAUCAGUGAGUCAGAAGCUCUUUCAAGAAGCUCUAAAUAUGGUCCGAAUUCUAUUGACGAAGGCAAAGGUGUCGCGUUUUGGGAGAUUUUUCUCCGACAGGCUUGUAACGCCAUGGUCCUUGUCCUUCUCAUCUCCAUGGCCAUUUCAUUUGCAAUCAAGGACUAUAUAGCAGGUGGUGUUAUUGCUGCAGUCUUUUUCAUCAACGUAAUUGUCGGUUUUAUUCAAGAGUUCAAGGCAGAAAAAACGAUGCAAUCGCUCAAGUCCCUUUCUUCCCCUACUGCACACGCCAUACGAGAAGGAUUGGAUGACACUGUUCCCUCUAUGGCUCUUGUUCCCGGAGAUAUAAUCAUUGUCAAAGUUGGUGACACUAUUCCUGCUGACAGUAGAAUUAUCAGUUCUAUGAAUCUAGAAACGGACGAGGCCCUGUUGACUGGCGAGUCUCUCCCAGUCACAAAAUCAAGUAACUUGAUAUGUUCGAAGAAUUCACCUGUAGGCGAUAGACAAAAUAUGCUAUUUUCGUCUUCGGUUGUUACAAAAGGCCGUGGCACUGCAAUUGUUACAUCUACAGGCAUGGAUACAGAAAUCGGAAUGAUUGCGAAAUCUCUUCGCAAUGAAAACAGCAAAAUACGCAAGGUCAAGAGAGACGACACGGGCAAGGCUAAACGUCGAGAGUAUGUCAAAGCUUUCCUAGGUUCGAUUAAAGACAUUAUUGAAGCAUUUUUGGGCACAAAUCAUGGAACUCCACUUCACAGGCUACUCGCGAAACUUUCUAUAUUUUUGUUCGGAAUAGCUGUUGUCUUAGCAAUAAUUGCAAUGGCUGCUCAAAAGUUUAUUGUCACUCGCGAAGUAGCUGUUUAUGCUAUUGUACUGGCAAUUGCGAUGAUUCCGGCAUCCUUGGUCGUUGUUCUUACAAUUACCAUGGCUAUGGGUACGAAGACAAUGGCCCAGAGAAAUGUGAUUGUGCGUAAAUUAGACUCAUUGGAGUCCCUCGGAGCAGUAAAUGACAUUUGCUCUGAUAAGACAGGUACAUUGACUCAGGGCAAGAUGAUAUUGAAAAAGGUAUGGGUUCCAGGACUUGGCUACUACGAUGUUGUUAAUGGCGUCCCAUCUAAUCCUGAUAGUGGUAUUGUUUCAUUCAGCCAAUCUGAAGAAAGUUCUGAUAAAAUGGAUCCUCCUGAAUCUGAUUUAUUCUCUGAAUGGAUAACAACUGCUUCGCUUGUAAAUAUUGCAAACGUUCGGAAGGAGACAUCGCUCGGAUCUACCGUAUGGAAAUCAAAUGGCGAUCCUACUGAAAUUGCAGUACAAGUGUUUACUACAAAACUGGGAUACAACAGAAAUGUGCUAGUCGACAGUGAUAAUCCAAGGUACACUUUUAUUAAUGAGUAUCCGUUCGAUUCUUCCAUAAAACGUAUGUCUUCCGUUUACAACGAUAAUGAGACCGAUUCAGUCCAUGUGUUUACAAAAGGCGCUGUCGAGCGAAUUUUGGGAAUCUGUACGCAAUGGUAUGGCGACAACGGAGAGCAAAGUACCUUUUCUAAGGAACAACAUGAAAAAGUAUUAGCACAAGUUGAUAGAUUUGCUCGACAAGGGUUAAGAGUAUUAGCAUUUGCAAGGCGUCAACCUCCUGGAAGUAUAGUGAAGGAACGUUCCUGGAAACAAGUUGAGCGGAUAGAGGUCGAACAAGACAUGAUAUUUUUAGGAUUAGCAGGAAUCUAUGAUCCGCCUCGUGAGGAAACUGCGGAGGCUGUUCGCCGGUGUCACACCGCCGGUAUCAACGUUCAUAUGCUAACUGGAGAUCAUCCAACAACAGCUACUGCAAUAGCCAAGGAAGUAGGUAUUCUGCCUUCCAACCUGGAUGAGUACUCGCCUACUAUCGUUAAAUCCAUGGUAUUUACAGCCCCAGAGUUUGAUGCACUUUCUGAUAAUGAAAUUGAUCAACUACCUCUCCUGCCUUUAGUGAUAGCAAGGUGUGCACCACAGACGAAGGUUCGAAUGAUUGAGGCCCUUCAUCGCAGAAAAGCAUUUGCAGCUAUGUCUGGAGACGGUGUUAAUGACUCUCCAAGUCUGAAAAAGGCUGAUGUCGGUAUUGCAAUGGGACUCGUAGGGAGCGAUGUGGCGAAAGAUGCAUCUGAUAUUAUACUUAGCGACGAUAAUUUUGCAUCGAUUCUAGCUGCCGUGGAAGAAGGGAGACGCAUGGCCGAGAACAUUCAAAAGUUUACUCUCCAUCUAUUAGCAGGAAAUAUUUCUCAGGCACUAUUCCUAGUUGUUGGACUUGCAUUUAAAGACAAUGACAGGUUUUCAGUCUUCCCUUUGUCACCGGUAGAGGUUUUGUGGAUCAUUAUGAUUACUUCUUCAUUUCCUGCGAUGGGACUAGGCAUUCAAAAAGCCGAAGUGGGAAUUAUGAACAAGAAACCCAAAAAUCCAAAGGCGGCCAUAUUUACUUGGGAGGUUAUAGUGGAUAUGCUUGUGUAUGGCCUGCUCUUGGCUGUGAUUUGCAUGGUCAGCUUUAUUGGUAUUGUAUAUGGAGUCGGUAACGGAGAGCUGGGCCACGGCUGCAAUGAGAGAUAUGAAGAUGUCUGUCAAUAUGUAUUCCGAGGAAGGUCAACAGCUUUUAUCCAAAUGACCUGGUGUCUAUUGAUACUUGCAUGGGAAGUGAUUGAUUCGCGGAAAUCCCUCCUGCUUAUGAAUCCUGAUAUUUUCCGUGAUGUAAAUAAAAACCCUGGCUUCUUAAGAUCUGUCAUGCUUAUGUUCCAAGAGCUAUUCGCUAUCCUAUGGGAAAAUCAGAUGCUAUUCUGGUCUGUUGUGAUUGGAUUCUUCUCUGUGAUACCAAUUAUUUAUAUCCCCGUUAUCAACAAAAAGGUGUUCCAACACAGCCCAAUUGGAUGGGAAUGGGGAGUAGGACUUGCUGGUCUCAUUGUGUUCAUCGCUGGUUCUGAGCUUUACAAAUGGUGUAAAAGGAUUUACUAUAGGAAUGAAAACAGCCAGAAAGAAGAUGUUGAAAGCCAUCAUCUACCAUUCAUGCGGUAUAACACAUUACAGUUAGAGUAG